GGGGUGUUGUACGGUCUUGACUGCUCUUGCUCGGUACGGUUGGUCGGUGGUAAAUGGAUGGUUGUUAUUCAGUGCAGUACAUCGUUUUAUUCUGUUUUGGGGUGUGGUCUGUGAAAUAGCAGUGAUAAUGUUUAUUUUAUUACAUUGCUUUCAAUCCAAUAUUUGACAAUGAUCGCAAAAUUUCGUAUACACCAUCAUUUUAAUUGUCGUAUUAUUGUGAUACCUCCAUACGUCAAGCUCGCAUUGUCAGUUGACAGAUAUCCGAGCAUUGUUUGUUUACUCUUGAAAAGAUUCAAUUUUAUAUUAUAUUUUGGAACGAAUAUAUUUAAAAAUUUAUAGAAGAGCGGAGAUAGAAUAUAUUAUUAUUUUUAAAAGACUUCGAUAUACAAAAAUGACCCAUAGAAAUUACAUGCAAAAUUGGGCAAUAUCAACAAAAUUAAAAAAAUAAUUAAGGGUCACUAUUAUAAUGUCCCGUCUGGCUGAUUAUUUUGUCAUAGUUGGGUACGACCACUUAAAAGAAAGAAGCGGUGUCAGCAAUGGAAUUAUUUUACAAAGGUUUCCGGAGAAAGAUUGGCCUGAUACACCUUUCAUAGAUGGAAUAGAAUGGUUUUGUCAACCACAAGGAUGGGCUUUAUCGACAGAGCGACAGGAGCCACGUUUCUUUGUAUCAGUUCUCACUGAUAUUGAUGCUAACCGACAUUAUUGUGCUUGUAUGUGUUUUAAUGAAACUGUUGCAAUUAUGCCAACAAAGCCAGUCGAUGAGGAGGAAGAAGAAAGUCCAAUAGGAAGGAAUUUAGUAUCAUCUAUUACUCAUCAUAGUAUAAUGUUUGCUCCAAAAUGCUUAGUCUUAGUCUCAAGGCUGGAUUACAUUGAAACAUUUAGGAAUUGCUUAGGUAUUAUUUAUACUGUCUAUAUUGAAGGUAUGGAUAUACCAUUAGAGACAUUAGUAGCAAAUAUCUUAGGAUGUAUUCAAGUGCCACCUCCUGGUGGACCACAAGUCAGGUUUAGCAUUGGCGCUGGUGACAGGCAGUGUUUACAACCACCACUCUCCCCUUCCUUGCCUAUUACACAAACUACUGUUAAUCUCCUUUUUCAACAAUUAGGUAUUUGUAAUGUUUUGAAAUUAUUUUGUGCUGUGAUGACGGAACAUAAAAUUUUGUUUCAUUCAAAAAGUUACUCUCGUUUGACUGAUGGCUGUCGUGCUUUAACUGCUUUAAUGUAUCCAUUCAGAUAUAGCCAUGUUUAUAUUCCUUUGCUUCCUGCAGCAUUAGUAGAAGUUUUGUCUACACCAACACCUUUUAUUAUGGGUGUUCAUAGUUCUUUAAAAUCUGAAAUUGAUGAACUGAUGGAUGUUAUAGUAGCUGAUUUGGAUGGUGGAUCUAUAACUGUGCCUGAUUCUAUCACAUUACCACUUUUGCCAGAACCUUUGUUGAGUACAACUCAAGAACAUUUGAGUUUAGUGCUACAGCCUGAAUUAUUAUGUGCAGAUCAUGCAUUUCCACCACUAGUGUUAAGAGCUCCAAUGCCAGCUAUGCUGGAUAAAGAAAUAAGGGCAGUAUUUAUGAGGACAUUUGCUCAAUUGCUUCAAGGAUAUAGAUCUUAUUUGACUCUUAUAAGAAUUCAUCCAAAGCCAGUAAUAACAUUUCAUAAAGCUGCCUUUCUUGGUGAAAGGUCACUUUCUGAUUGUGACUUUGCUCAAAGGGUACUAGAAUGUAUGUUUUUCACUGGUUUUGUUGCAGAACGUGGACCACCUUGGAGGCCCUGUGAUGUUUGGGAUGAGUUGUAUAGUAAUUUACCAGAUCAGCUGAGAUUAGAAAGUCAAGAUCCUCACUUAGUUUUGGUUCAUAUACAAAACUUAGCACAACAAUUGUACACUAAUGAAAAUCCUAACCCACAACCCUAUAAAGAAAAGAUAUUAAAACCACCUGAUGGAUCUUUUGCAAGAAUUCAUCAACCUCCCUUGCCUUCUUUUAAUGCUGACCAAGUUCAGGCAAUAAUAGAUGAAGGACUUUCGAAAAAUAAUUUGCAGGCUAGAUUAUCUUCUUUGAGACCAUUGCAGUCCAGGAUUGUACCUGUAGGAUCACAUAUUGCUAAUAUGUCAGAUUCUCGAAAUCUUAUAAAUAAUUCUGCUAGAAGAUUAGAGGUUUUAAAAAAUUGUGUUAACUGUAUUUUUGAAAAUAAAAUUGCUGAUGCUAGAAAAACGUUUCCUGGUGUGAUACGUGCUCUCAAAAGUAAAGUUGCGCGAUUAGCUCUCUGUACUGAACUAUCUCAAAGAGUACUUGGCAAUAAAGCUAUGCUUGAACAUCAACAAUUUGAUUUAGUUGUUAGAUUAAUGAAUUGCGCUUUACAAGAUGACUCUGCUUUGGAUGAGCAUGGUGUUGCUGCUGCAUUGCUUCCACUAGCAACAGCAUUUUGUAGGAAAUUACGAACUGGUGUUAUUCAAUUUGCUUAUACUUGUAUACAGGAACAUCCAGUUUGGCAGAACCAACAGUUUUGGGAAGCAGCAUUUUAUCAAGAUGUUCAAAAAGAUAUUAAAGCUUUAUAUUUGCCAAGACCAGAUAAUAAUCCAUCUACAUGUUGGCCCGAACCCAUUAAUCCAGGAAGUCCUAGGGAAAUCAAAGAAUUUCCAUUUAGAGAAAGGAGGUCUAUAUUGAGUAGAGUUCAAGAACCAUCUGCUUUGGAAAUUGCUGCUGAACAGAUGCGCAUCUGGAACACAAUAGAACCAGAAAAGCAGCUGGAAUUAUUAACUAGUGAGGAGAGUACAAUGUAUAGUCAAGCAAUACAUUAUGCAAACAGAAUGGUUUAUCUUUUGAUACCUAUGGAAUCUAGUCGAAAUCAAAAUUAUAACCCAGCUUUGGAUGAAGAACGAGCUAGCAAUAGCAUAACCAAUAGCAUUGCUGAAAGUGAUAGUAUAGAUGCUGAGUCAGGUUUUGAAGAUCAAGAUGCUAGUGAGCCUGGAGCAACUGUCAUUAGAACAGUUUCUAGAUUUGUUGAUAAAGUUUGCACAGAGGGUGGAGUUAGUGCUGAACAUAUACGAGCUUUACAUCAAAUGGUACCUGGAGUUGUCCAUAUGCAUAUUGAAACUUUGGAUGCUGUACAAAGGGAAUCUAAAAGACUUUUGCCUAUACAGAAGCCAAAGAUUCUGGUUCCAACAAUGUUGGCGGGAGAGUGCACACUUAUCGACCCACUUCGAGUUUAUUUACUGGCAGAUGGACGUGAAGAAGGAAUAUCAGGGGCGUUAGGUGGACCUACCUUACUUCCCGCAGAAGGAGCUAUAUUUUUAACUAACUAUAGAAUUAUUUUUAAGGGCACACCAUGUGAUCCUCUCGCUUGUGAACAGACCAUUGUACGAUCUUUUCCUGUUUCAUCUUUAACUAAAGAAAAAAAAGUCAGUGUAAACUAUAUGGCUCAUUUAGAUCAAUGGCUACAGGAAGGCUUACAACUUCGAUCUUGUACUUUCCAGCUAAUCAAGAUUGCAUUUGAUGAAGAAGUUACUGCAGAAAAUAUUGAGGCUCUUAGGAAAACGAUAAAUAAAGUAAGAAAUCCACCUGACGUUUUUCACCAUUUUGCAUUUAUUGGGCAAGUUGCUGUAUCACAGACUCCUAUGCAUAAAGAUACAGAAAAAAAUGCAACUUUAAGAGGUUUUGCAAAGAAGACUCUACUAAAAACUGCUCGUAAAGCUGGUUUCAAACAGAAAGUCUCAAGUAAACGACAAAAAUAUGUUUUGCCAAAUCUUGGUAUAGGAAAUACGUUCAGUGGUUCAAAAUACCUUACAUCGCCAGUGAGAAGUCCUCAAACAAAUUCAGAGGAGUUUCAUGAUGAUGAUUUAUCUAUUGAUGAUUUCGAUCUCACUGUUCCAAACAGUAUAUUGUCAACACCAACUGAUGCAAAAACAUUGGAGCGUCUGUCAGAGCGCAGUUAUGUGCGUGAUUGGCAACGACUAGGUUUAUGUACUGAUCAGAAGAAAGAUUUUAGAUUAACGAGUGUGAACAGCACGUACUUAAUGUGCAGGAGUUAUCCCGCUCUCUUAGUAGUACCUGCUAAUGUAUCAGAUGAAAGUCUACAAAAAGUAAGUCGUUGCUACCGCCAUGGCCGUUUUCCAAUAGUAACAUGGAAACAUAGCGGCUCAGGUGCUUUACUUAUACGCGGUGCCGGUUUACAUGCCAAAGGUGUAAUGGGAAUGCUGAAAGUACAUCCUACUUCAAGUCAUGCAUCUCACAGUGAACACACUUCAGUGGAACAAGAUCGUUAUAUAAUAGCUUUAGUCUCUGGAACCGCAGGUCCAAGCUUACGUGGUGGUUGGGGAAUGUCUGAUAGUUCCCUAAGCAUAGACUCGCUAAUUUUGGCUGCUGAUGAUCAUGUUACUUCUACAUUAACACCCGAAAUAUGUAGGAGGCAAAAUCAAGUUAAUAAAGCUAUUGGGACCUUGGGUGUUCUUCCAAGAUCCAGCGGAUCUAAACCCAGUGGUGUCGGUCGUUGGGGUUCGCUGAAAGAUCGCAGAACGAAUUCUCAGGCGUCAUUUAUACAUUCCAAUCGAAACUCUAAGGUUCCUGAUGUUGAAAUUUCAGAAGGUGUGCACAGUCUGCAAAAAGCUGCAUUAUACAUUCUGGGAGAAAAAGCCCAAACUAAAAUUUCCAGAUAUGAAGGUCACAGAAUUGAAUUUAUUCCCGUAGAAUUUAUUGAUGUUAGACAUUCUAAAGUUGCAUUCAAAAAACUAAUGAGAGCUUGUGUACCUAGUGCCUCAUCUGCAGAACCCGAACAGAGCUUUUACAAAUUAUUAGAGAGUUCUGAAUGGUUGCAACAAUUACAGAGCAUAAUGCAGCUAGCUGGAGCUGUUGUUGAUUUAUUAGAUUUACAGGGAUCGUCAGUAUCAAUUUGUUUGGAAGAUGGCUGGGAUGUUACAGCACAGAUUUCUUCUAUUGCUCAGUUAUGUUUAGAUCCAUAUUAUAGAACUAUUGAAGGAUUUCGCAUAUUGAUUGAAAAGGAAUGGUUAGCUUUAGGUCAUCGUUUUAGUCAUAGAUCAAAUUUAACAAGCGGUUUUCCUACUAGCGGCUUUACACCAACAUUUUUACAAUUUUUGGAUAUAGUACACCAAAUCCACAAACAAUUUCCCUUGGCAUUUGAAUUUAAUGAAUACUAUUUGACAUUUUUGGCUUAUCAUUCCGUGUCUUGCCGUUUUAGAACAUUUCUUUUAGAUAGUGAAUUAGAGCGAGUAGAAUUUGGAAUUGCAGCUGUAGAAGACAAAAGAGGUUCUUUGACCUCUCAUCAUAAGGGUGUUGAUACUGGUUCUGAUGAUGACAUGGUAUAUCCUGGAGGUAGAUUAGCAGGUACAAUGAAUUCCACUCAACAUAGUCUUGGCACAUCUAUAUUUGACUACAUUGAAAAGCAACAUACCAGGUCACCUAUUUUUUACAACUUUAUGUACACUGCGGAUCUCGAACAUCCUGUAUUAAGACCUCAGUCUUCAUUACCAUCAUUGCAUAUAUGGAAGUACUAUAUUCAUGAAGAUUUGGCUUUAGGCCCAAGCUAUGAUUUAGAAGUUGUAGCCAUGGAAUCACAGCAAGAAGAAGAAAAUGCUGCUGCUGAUGGUAUUGUUCCAAAUGUUAGAAAAGUUGUAACAAUGGGGUAUGAUAAUAUUGAUAAAUGUGUACCAGAUGCUUUCACACAUCUCUUAAAUGACAUUCAUAGAUUAGAAACUGAACUGGGUCAUUUACCACAGAAAUGGAAAUUUUUAUGGGACAAACUUGAGCUACCAACUACAGAUUCGUUAACACGUCAUGCUUCCUUCAGUAGUGCAAUGGUUAGAUCUCAUGGAAGAUUUCUGCACAAAAGAAGUACAUUAGAAAUAUUAAUGAAAGGAAAAUUAGUAGGUGCUCAAGAAAAUGCACUAGUUUAUUCUCAUCCACAUAGAUUUGAUCGCCACAGCUAUACAACUCCUACAUAUUGUGAUGUAUGUGCUGGUGUACUGUGGGGGCCAGUAAAGACUGGUUUGCGGUGUAUGGAUUGUGGUUAUAGCUGUCAUGAAAAAUGUGCUGGUGCCUUCCCUAAAACAUGUACUAAAUAUAAAUCAGUGGCAGACAGUACUCUUGCUUCUCAAACAUUAACUAGAUCUUCUGGUGAUAAUGGUUCUGUAAACUCAAGUGUUGCAACUAUUCCAACUUCCAGUCAACAAUACUACGAACAAUUCAGCAGCAAUGUAGCUGAAAAUAAAACACAUGUGGGUUAUCUGUAUAAAAGAGGUACUCUUCUAAAAGGCUGGAAACAGAGAUGGUUUGUUUUAGAUUCAAUUAAGCAUCAACUGAGGUAUUAUGAUGGAUCCGAUGACUCCCAUUUUAAAGGAUAUAUAGAUUUGGCUGAAGUACAAUCAGUAGCACCUGCUGCACCGGCCCCAGGGCCACCUAAAAAAUCUGAAGACAAAUCAUUCUUUGAUUUGCGAACAAGUCGCCGCACUUACAAUUUUUGUGCGGGUAACUCUACCAUAGCUCAAGAGUGGAUUGAAAAAAUACAGGCAUGCCUACAGUAAUCAAAGAUUUCUGUGUAUUGGAUUUAUUUUUUGUUAUGAUAAAAACU
This is a messenger RNA of Ctenocephalides felis (cat flea), 6570 nucleotides long. RefSeq names its product myotubularin-related protein 13 (gene Sbf). The record is from RefSeq and is a predicted model, not a curated record. The coding region runs from base 467 to 6523 and encodes 2018 amino acids. Lineage: Eukaryota; Metazoa; Arthropoda; Insecta; Siphonaptera; Pulicidae. The transcript has 38 exons.